AUGACAGCCCCCGCCCCCAACUCACAGGCCUCGGACCGCCCCCCGUCGCCCGCACGCUCCGGGGACGCACACAGGUGCCAAUGGGUCGACUGCACACUCGACUUCAGCGACCCCGAGGUACUCUACAACCAUCUCUGCAACGACCACAUCGGACGCAAGAGCACCAAUAACCUCUGUCUCACAUGCAAGUGGAAGGACUGCACCGUCACAUGCGCAAAGCGCGACCACAUUACCUCCCACAUGCGAGUACAUACUCCCUUGAAGCCCCACAUCUGCGAAAUAUGCAAGAAAUCCUUCAAGCGUCCCCAGGACCUGAAGAAGCACGAGAAGAUCCACACGGAGGAGCACCACCAGCAGCACAAGCACUCGAAAGCGAUCACCGUCCAGGAUCCGGCCUACGUUUCCCGCGUCCGCGGCAGCUCAGUCUCGCGCGCCCCGGAGGACUACUCGAGCAAGCACCUCGACGUCCCCUCUGCCCGCAUGCCCUCUUCCCGCUCAUCCUCCGAUGGUACGUGGGAUGAGCGCGGCCGAAUGCGUCCCGUCUCACACCAUACAGGAGGCUCGCACUACGUACAUACGCCCUCGCCCGAGAUAACGUCCCCGAUGGACCAUCGCGACCACCACCGCCGCAGCCACUCCCACCACACGCCACCCAGCCACAUGUUCAUGCCGAACGACUCUCUGCCACAGUGGGAGGUGCUGCGUCCUGAAGCUCACGCCUCCGCUGGGCAGAAACGCUCCCACGAUUUCAUGGACGACUUCUUUACCGACAUGAAGAAGCGACGUGUCAGCCCGUCAUAUGAUCCUCGCAUGGCGGAGAGACUGAACCAGCUGGCGGCGUAUCAGAGCCAGGACGUCGGGUUCAACCCGCGCUCUGUGUCGUUCGAUAUCCGCACACCCGAGGAGCUGUCUGCUGUCAACGAGUUUUUGGUUACUUUGGGCCGGAGCGUCGCUGCACGGACGGUGCCAAUCUCGCAGCAGCAACAACAGCAACAGCAGCAGCACAUGGCCCAGCAGCAGGCCCCAGCGCUCGACGACUUCACAGCUGACCUCUUCGAUACCGCUAGCCUCAAUCAGCUUGGGCUGGCAGGCCUGCCGGGUAUGCCCCCACCCUCGCCGCCCAAUCACUUUGCGACGUCGAAUGGCCAGGGCAUGCAUCGCUCGUCCAUGUCUUCGUCGUCCUCUGGCUACAGCGUGUACCCCAACCUCGAGGACGCCUUCCCCAUCCCGCCGAUGCCUGACUACCAGCAUGCACCCAUCUCACAUCACUCCAACUCCCGUCGCGCUUCCGCGAGCAAGUACUCGAACAUGGGCGGCUACGGCAACUACCAGCACCAGCCGACGCCGCCGCUCGAGAUCAGCUCGCCGCAUUCGUCGGUGAGCACGCCGCUCACUUCGACACCGCCCCACCUACCUGAGCACCAGCACCUGCCGGAUCAUCAGCUCCUCGCCGACUUCGACUACCUGCGGCCCACACGCGGCCCCGCGCCGGCGGCGCACCUCGCAGCCGAUUAUGCGGCGGCGGGCAAGGCCAUGCGCACUAUCGUGCCGCUCAAGUCGGUCCCGCCUGCCCGUCCUGCCACCCGCGAUGCGGCGGAGGUGCAGGAGGCGCCUGCAGACCGCACCUCGCGUCGCAGCGUCUCGCCGGGCCCGCGCUCGGGCGGCUUUUCGCGCCUGUACCCGCUGCUCACGUCGGGCGACGCGGACCUCAAGCUGCCCCCGCUCGCAUCGCGCGGCGAGGGCCGCGAACAGGGCGUCAGCCUGCCCUCGAUCCGCGACCUAUCCUCGUCGACGCGCGGCUCGCCCGGGCGUGCCUACCCGCGCCUGUCAGACGUCGACGCUGGGCGCGCGGGCGGGAGCGGGAGUACCCCGGGCCCCGAGAAGCGCGCGUCGUCCGAGGAGCUUGCGCGGGAUAUGGGGCGCAUCGACCUCAAGGCGGGCGAGAAUAGCGUCGCGGACAAGAGGCGGCACGCGAUGCUGAUCCGCGAGCUGCUGGUGAGCAUCAACGAGCAGUACAAGCGGCGGCUGGCGGAGGAGCGCGAGCGCGAGCGGAUUGUGGAGGACGAGAGCGAUGUGGAGAUGCGCACGCCGCGGAGCGAGCAGCUGGAGAUUGACGAGCUGGAGGCGUCGCCCAUGGUGAGGCCGCGGGAUGUGGAGAUGCUGGCUGCAUGA
This is a messenger RNA of Schizophyllum commune H4-8, 2172 nucleotides long. RefSeq lists its product as uncharacterized. The record is from RefSeq and is a predicted model, not a curated record. Gene Ontology annotation, biological process: positive regulation of transcription by RNA polymerase II. Gene Ontology annotation, cellular component: nucleus. NCBI's taxonomy places the organism in Eukaryota, Fungi, Basidiomycota, Agaricomycetes, Agaricales, Schizophyllaceae. The transcript has 3 exons. Bases 1 to 2172 code for a protein of 723 amino acids.